This is a messenger RNA of Boeremia exigua, 813 nucleotides long. RefSeq lists its product as uncharacterized. The transcript is spliced from 2 exons. Bases 1 to 813 code for a protein of 270 amino acids. The record is from RefSeq and is a predicted model, not a curated record. NCBI's taxonomy places the organism in Eukaryota, Fungi, Ascomycota, Dothideomycetes, Pleosporales, Didymellaceae.
AUGCGGCCAGCUGUUUUACUCCUCUCUUCUGUGGUUGUGGCUUCUGCGACACCGCAUGGAAUACAUCACUUCCACCGUCAUCGAGACAUCCAACUCACCCGAGGUGUCGACGAUGUCCUCGACGCGGUCAAGAACACGACCGAACAGGUCGGAGACAUGGUCUCUGAUGCUGUCGACUCAGUACUUGCUCGUGUAGAGUCUUGGGUCAUCCCCGUGACAUGCCCGUGGAAGAUUCCCUGGCCACUGCCAGACACUCCCCAGCCGACCGUCGACGACGUCGACAUCCCGCAGCUCUCCCUCUUCCAGCGGCCGGACUCCACCCCAGGUACGCUGACCAUUUACAACUUCUGCGACUACGACCUGUACUUUGAGCCGCACGUCGGCAACACAGUCGAGGAACUCGGCCACGUCCCCGCCGGCGAGAAGCUCGACCGGCCCUUCGAAGCCGCACCCGAGGGCUCGGGUGUCAACCUCAAAGUCUCCAAGAAGGAGGGCGACUUCUCCAAGCCCGUGCAGAUCGAAUAUGCAGUGUCAGCCGGGACAGUGUGGUACGACAUCAGCCUGAUCGACUGCCUCGGCCGCAGCGAAGACGGCCUGAGGAACGGCGACACUUCUGCUUGCGCUGGACAUGAGGCUGGACUCCAGAUGGGUCCUUCGAAGGACGCUUUGAGUUUCCAAUGCGGUGCUGGCGCUUGGUGCGAUGAUCAGGCGUAUUUGUACGAGGAGAAUCUUUGCAAGAAGAGCAAUCCGAAUUCGGCAUGCAGCUCAGAACACGGGAUGGCUGUCGAGUUUUGCGCGAGCAAUCGGAAAUGA